ACGAUAUAGGCUAUUUACUGAACUGUUCGCUGUUGCAGGCUGGGUACCAGUACGGUACGGUGUGUCUGUGCUUGAGUAACAUGUCUGAAUACAAUAGUUUGAAGGAUAUUUAUUACCACUUUUUGAUUUUCCUGCAUGAGAAUGCUGGAAUGAGGCAUUUCAAAUACCUGCAAACGACUACCGGUAUCGCUUCAUAUGAGAGCAAAGCGGUAGACUGGUAGAGCAGACGUUUUAUCAAUAUUCUAAUAUUGAAGUUCUUGCGCUGCAUAUAGCUGUAUAGGCAAAUCUUAUCAAAAGAAGGGUCAAAAAGUAAAUGUUCACUAUCGGUACGGUACCGGUAUAGGCUGGUACAGGCACUUUCGCUAGUGGACAAAAGUUUGAUUCAUCAAGAGGCCGAGGACAACCACUAUCUGACCGGAUUGGUCAUGGAGAAGUUAUUCAUGGAUGGGAAGAAGGAAUCCUAAAGAUGAGCAUUGGACAAAAAGAGCAAAGCUGAUUUGCAGAAUUUAAUGCUGUUUAAAUAAAAAUGGAUAAUAGUGAUGAAAAGUCAACAAACUCAAGGAAGAAAGACAAAGACUCGCUUUUGCAUUUUAAAGUUUCGAGAUUCAUCAUUGAGUCGUCAGCAAAGUUGAAACUGAAUUCAGUAACUUUGGCAAGUGCUUGUGUUUUAUAUCACAGAUUUUACCAAGAAUGCGAAAUAGAAGAUUAUGAUCCCUACACGAUCGCUGCAACUGCUAUAUUUCUUGCAACAAAAAUAGAAGAACAACACACCCGACUUCGUGAUGUUGUCAACGUUUGUCAUCGAACUCUAUUCCCGAGUAAACCCUUGUUAGAAAUUGGACGGGAACUAUAUGAUUUGAAAGACACAAUUGCUAAUUGUGAGCUAUUGAUAUUACGAGUUUUAGAAUUUAAAGUCACUUGCGAUCACCCACAUAAAUAUAUCUUACAUUAUUUAAUGUCACUCUCUCAAUUUUUCAAUAGAAGAGAAUGGGAGAGACAUACCGUUGCACAAACUGCUUGGGCAAUACUUCAGGACUGUUAUCAUGGGACUAUCUGCUUAUCGCAUAGGCCACAACUCGUUGCUAUUAGUUGUAUUUAUUUAGCACUACUAACAUGUAAAGUUGAAGUUCCGUUGAAACAUUCAUGUAAAACUCCAUGGUGGAAAGUGUUUCAUUCAACAGUUUCGAAACAUGAAAUAUCGACUGUGAUGGAUGAAAUAGUAGACUUGUAUAAUUUGGAAAAACAGUGUUGAUGCUGGCAAAUGUUGUUUGUACUAUAGCAUAGGUUCUUAAAGCUCUUAAUACGUAGCCUCAGGGCUCCCUGAGAGAAACCUAGAGGCUCUGCGAGCUAUUAGUUUACUUAUUAAAAUACUGACUUGGCUAAUCUUGUAAGUGUCCAAAGAUGCAAUAAUGUCAUUAAUGAAAUUUGACAAGAGCAGUGUCAAACAAAAUGUGACAACAACGCGGUAUUUCAAAUAUGACAUUACCUAUUAAACGGUAAUUUCCAAUAGAUAACUUUUAUAAAUUUUAUGUGGACUCUGUUAAUAAUAGUCAACCUUUUCACAGGCUCCUACACCAAAAGUUUGAGAACCCCUGCAUAGCAUAGUGUGAGUCCUACUGUUAUGAUGUUGCCUACCCAAGCGACACCAUGUUAAAUUUUGACCCAUGCCAUAAAUUGCUAAUUAAAGUACAGAAUUAAGUGAUGUCUAUUCUGUCUUAUUAGGGAUAGACAAUGGAAGACCUACCACUAUAGGAGAAUAGACUCCAUCUGCACUCAUAGCUUGAGGUAGAUCCAAGCCAUACAGCUACAGGGAAAGCUUGGUUAGAUUUUGAUUGGCCAAAUUUUGCUUUUACCUGACCCAACAUUAAUUCGGUAUUUUAGUACUGAAAUUACCUGAAAACUUUAAAUGAAUAGACAAAAAAUUUGUAUAAGUGGAUUUCCAGAUUUUGUGGAUUCUUAUUUUUUUUGAAAACAAACAGAAAUUCAAUUAAAAUAAAGUACGAAAAACAUUAAUUUUGGACACAUUCAUUUCAUUAAAUCUAUUGUUACAUGCAGUCCUAUAUCUCUGAAUGCCAAUUUGAUAUUAUGCUUACUGGCACUUUUGUUUUUGUAUUAAUUCCAUCCAAAGCAAUAUGUCAUAGGAAUAUUAUUUGCUGAUUUUGGAACUAUUUUUAACUUAUGUAGUAUUAUUAGACACAACUAAAUCCAUACUUGUGAUAUUUAUGUAAUUCAAAGAGCUAUCUUUAUUUAUUUAGUGACUUAUGCUGAGUGUCUUACUAUCCUACCAAGAUUGAACUGGUUAUUCACUGUAACUCCCAGGCAUGGGCCAUCUCUGAAUCCAUUUAAAUAUGAUGUUUAUUAUGUUGUUAAGCUUUCAUUGCAAUUUAGCUCAAUGUUGCAAGCAUUGCAAAUAUUUGUGUUAGUUUAUUAUUAAUGUGAUUAAAUUCUGAGUUAGUUUAAGCAUUUAUAGGUUGUUGUGGCUAUGGAAAGUCAUGAUUUAUAAUAAUAUUGUCAUGUGGGGAAUUUUUAUUAGACACAAUAUAUUGUUAGUAUAUUAGUCAUUCAUGCUUUGCUCCGAACAAGGCAUUGUGCAAAUAUAAGGGGAUACAUUCGUUGGAUAGUUGUACUUGGUAUGUACAAUGCUCAGCCACACAGCAAUAACAAUUGAAAAUUUUGCCUGGAUUUAUAGUAUUAACAAUUGUGAGAGUAAAUAAAUUGAAGUGAGAAUAAAUUUUAUUGUAUGAUAAUUGAUAAAUGAGAACUACAAGCACAAUGAGAAUCAUUAAUAAACAAAGAAAAGGAAUUUUCAACUGUUACCACUCAAGAAUCGGGGAAAUUUUUUUCCCUGUAGAUAAUGUUUCAAAUUGCAUUUAUAUAUCUGUUCAGUGUCUUUAAUAAGAGAAUAAUUUUGUUUAUUUUCAG
Messenger RNA from Styela clava, 2922 nucleotides. Its product is annotated as cyclin-Q-like. Lineage: Eukaryota; Metazoa; Chordata; Ascidiacea; Stolidobranchia; Styelidae. The record is from RefSeq and is a predicted model, not a curated record. Gene Ontology annotation, biological process: regulation of transcription by RNA polymerase II. Gene Ontology annotation, molecular function: cyclin-dependent protein serine/threonine kinase regulator activity.